Molecule: messenger RNA, 264 nt
Organism: Perkinsus marinus ATCC 50983
Lineage: Eukaryota; Perkinsozoa; Perkinsida; Perkinsidae
Exons: 5
Coding region: 1-264 (87 amino acids)
Source: RefSeq, a predicted model, not a curated record
AUGAUAUCCUUACUAUAUAAGAAUAGGUAUUCAUGGUAUGGUGAAGCUAUAGUAGAGGGUUUCAUACCACACCUCAACGACAUCGUCAAGUCACAGAACACUUCUGUGAUUAGAGAAAGUGAUGAUACACCACCCAUUACCAAACGUAUUACACCCAAAUGUAUACGCUUCCUAUUGGGUAUCAUUAAGGAACGACUUUACAUUAUCAUCACCACGUUUUGGAUUUACAAGGAUACUCCUUUCUGGAUGCUCGAUAGUCAUUGA